This is a messenger RNA of Notodromas monacha, 867 nucleotides long. The record is from the annotation of a GenBank genome assembly. NCBI's taxonomy places the organism in Eukaryota, Metazoa, Arthropoda, Ostracoda, Podocopida, Cyprididae.
CUGUGGUCGGACUGAUUUUAGUGCUAAGAUGCUAUCGGAAAAAUUUGAUACCGAUACAAGAUUCCAGACCCCCGAAUCGAUUGAAAUCUUGGAGAGAACCCAGGUUCAAGGCGACUGGAAACGAAUUGUUUUGGGAGUAUGUCGUUCCCCACAAGACCAAUGAAACUUACAGUUCGGAAAUUUACACACAUGCUGACCCGGUGUACGAGGAUCUCCAUUUUGCAGAUCGAACGAUGACGUCGACGUUUGACACAAAGAAAUGAAGAGACAACGACGUUGAUUUUCAAGCGGUAUAUAUCGUUGAUGCGACACUUUCUUUUUUUUUUCGUUUGGGAUACGAGGGAUGUUUCAUAAGUCUUGUGACUACAGUAUUUCAAAUAGAUUCGAAAUGCAGUUUGGUCAAUAUUGAAAAAUAUUGUUUUCCUAACAUAACCUCGUCACGCGGCAAAACUUCAUCGCUCUUCAACAUACUCUCCGCCACUUUAAAUUUCAAUUUCAUGCAAUAAGUCUAAUGAUAAAAAAUUGGCAAAGAUCAAGUUCAGACUGGAAUUUUCCUUGUGCCACUGUUUUGGUCGUUGGAUUUAUCGCAUGAAAAAGUGCAUUGAAAUUGGCAGAGAGUAUGUUGGAGAGCAAUGAAGUGUUGCCGGGAGACGAGGUUUUGCGGGUGAAAAAAAAAGUUCAUAAUUAAACAAACCGUGUUGGAUCUAUUUGAAAUAGUCGCAAGACUUAUGAAACAACCCUCGUAUGUAUUUGAAGUUCUUUCCGUCUGUCCAUUAUGCCGAAGACCGAAUGCUGGCCAUAAAUUUUCUUGCGAUUGUAUUUCCAAGAUCAAUAAAAACUCAUAAUGCUUUUGGCGACAUUUUAAAA